Molecule: messenger RNA, 3746 nt
Organism: Hippoglossus stenolepis (Pacific halibut)
Lineage: Eukaryota; Metazoa; Chordata; Actinopteri; Pleuronectiformes; Pleuronectidae
Gene: enpp2
Product: ectonucleotide pyrophosphatase/phosphodiesterase 2
Exons: 25
Coding region: 55-2601 (848 amino acids)
Biological process (GO): immune response; phosphatidylcholine catabolic process
Molecular function (GO): calcium ion binding; phosphodiesterase I activity; phosphatidylcholine lysophospholipase A1 activity
Source: RefSeq, a predicted model, not a curated record
AUCAGUCACUCUCCCACCCACAGCUCCACACUGCACUCCCCCCUCCAGAGGAACAUGUUGCUGCACAAACUGUUUGUCUGGAUCCUGUCCAUCCUGUGUGGCACUGACGUGUGUUUGGGGUUCGUGUACGACCGACCCAAGCGCUCGGGAGAGGACGGGACCUCGGCCAGGACAGAGGCUCGCUCUGCCUUCCAGUAUGUACCGACCUCCGGCUCCUGCAGGAACAGGUGUUUCGAGCUGGUUGAGUUGGAUCCUCCAAACUGUCGCUGUGACAACCUGUGUAAGACGUACAACAGCUGCUGCUGGGACUUUGACCAGCUCUGCCUCAGGACAGAGGGGGGAUAUGAGUGCAGGAAGGAUCGAUGUGGGGAGACUCGCAAUGAACUGCAUGCCUGCCACUGCUCUGAGGACUGUUUGGCCAGAGGAGACUGUUGCACCAACUACAAGAUGCUGUGUAAAGGAGACAGCUCGUGGCUGCAGGAUGAGUGUGAGGAGAUGAAGUCCCCUGAAUGUCCAGCUGGAUUUGUGCGUCAGCCGCUCAUCAUGCUGUCAGUGGAUGGAUUCAGAGCGUCUUACGUGAAAAGAGGAAACACUGUCAUUCCCAAUAUCGACAAACUCAGAACAUGUGGAACCCAUGCUCCGUACAUGAGACCUGUUUAUCCCUCCAAAACCUUUCCAAACCUCUACUCACUGGCUACGGGUCUUUAUCCAGAGUCUCAUGGUAUUGUUGGCAACUCCAUGUACGACCCAGUGUUUGACGCCACGUUCAGCCUGAGGAGCCGAGAGAAACUCAAUCAUCGCUGGUGGGGAGGACAGCCAAUCUGGAUCACUGCACUCAAACAGGGAGUGAAGGCUGCCACCUUCUUCUGGCCUAUUGCCAUCCCAUUAGAGAGGAGGAUACUGACCAUGCUGCAGUGGCUCCACCUCCCUGAAGGAGAGAGGCCCUAUGUCUAUGCCAUGCACUCUGAGCAACCAGACACAUAUGGACACAAAAUGGGGCCCAUGAGUGUAGAACUGAACAACCCUCUGAGGGUCAUUGACAGAAUCAUUGGUCAGCUGAUGGAUGGACUGAAGCAGAUGAGACUGCACCGCUGUGUCAACAUCAUCCUGGUGGGGGAUCAUGGUAUGGAAGAGGCCCACUGUGAUCGCACUGAGUUCCUCAGUAACUACAUGACCAAUAUUGAUGACAUCAUCCUCAUCCCUGGGUCUCUGGGCAGAAUACGCUCCAGACACCCGAACAACCCUAAAUAUGACCCCAAGGCUGUUGUUGCAAAUCUAACAUGUAAGAAAGCUGAGCAGCACUUCAAGCCGUACCUGAAGCAGCACCUGCCCAAGCGUUUGCACUACGCCUACAAUCGACGCAUUGAGGAGAUUCAUCUGCUGGUGGAGAGGAAGUGGCACGUCGCCAGGAAGGUUCCUGAGGGGAGGAGGCACUGUGGAUUCGCUGGUGACCAUGGAUACGACAAUAAGAUCAACAGCAUGCAGACUAUUUUCUUGGGGUACGGACCCACGUUUAAAUUCAAGACAAAAGUUCCAGCCUUUGAAAACGUUGAGCUUUAUAAUGUCAUGUGUGAUCUGCUGGGUCUGAAACCAGCCCCCAACAAUGGAACCCACGGCAGCCUGAACCACCUGCUGAGGACUCCCCCCCACAGACCCACCAUGCCCGAGGAGGUUUCCAGACCCACAGCCUCCGCUCUUGUUUCUACGGGAACAGAUGACCUGGGCUGCAGCUGCGAUGACAAGAACAAAGUGGAGGAGCUAAACCAGCGACUGAGGCAAGCUAUUGAUGACAGCAGGAACCUUCCGUACGGUCGACCUGCUGUACUCUUCCGUACCAAAUACUCCAUCCUCCACCACAGUGACUUCAUCAGUGGCUACAGCGAGCCUCUCUCUAUGCCCCUCUGGACAUCAUACGCCGUCAGCAGACAGGUAGAGGUGUCUCCUCUGCCAGAUGCUCUGUCCAACUGUGUGAGACCUGAUACCAGAGUCCCUCCAGUCUACAGCCAGUCUUGCACCAACUACAGAGCAGACAGACAGAUCACGUACGGCUUCCUGUAUCCACCACAAUUAUCCUCAACGAUAGACAAAAAAUAUGAUGCUGUCCUUAUCACCAACACGGUUCCCAUGUAUCCUGCAUUCAAGAGAAUCUGGGGCUACUUCCAGAGAGCACUGGUGAAGAGAUAUGCCACUGAGAGAAACGGAGUGAACGUACUCAUUGGGCCCAUAUUUGACUACAACUAUGAUGGUGUCAGGGACUCGGCAGAAAAGAUUAAAGAGUAUGUAAGUGGAACAAUUCCCAUCCCAACACACUACUUUGUGGUCCUGACCAGCUGCUUAGACUUCACUCAGGCUGCAGACACAUGUAGCGGCCCGCUGAGCAGCGCAGCAUUCAUCCUGCCACACAGACCCAGCAAUGAUGAGACCUGCAACAGCUCAGAGGAGGAGUCCCGCUGGGUGGAGGACCUGAUGAAGAUGCAUACAGCUCGGGUCAGAGACGUGGAGCUCUUGACAGGCCUGGACCUGUACCGCAGAACCACCCGGAGCUACGCUGAAAUCCUCUCGCUCAAAACUUACAUGCACACUUACGAGAGCGAGAUCUGAUCUCUGAGCACUCUGUUAAUGCUAAUGUUACUGAUCUUUUUCAGCCGUGGUGGAUGUAUGUGGUACAAGGAAGAAAUGGGAUUGUCUACACUGACCUACACUAGCUUCUUCUCUCCCUGGGCACUGUUGCUGCCAUCUGCAGCUGUUCUCCCUUUCACUGAGCAUUUGGAUUCCUCUAAGCCAUUUUAACUGUUUAGCAGCAGGACAGCAAAACAUUUCUGCUGCUCUGUGUUAUUGUUUCAGGUUUGACUCUCAAAUUUAAUCAACUUCCAACUCGCAUUCAAGUAAAUCAAACAGAAAGACACAUUCAAAUUAAGGACAGCCACACAAGGAGUCCCGACAUACAUAUUAUUCUGGGAUUCCAACACAGGGUUAAUCUUAUUUUAGAAUCAAGUUUCAAGCCCCAAGAAAUAAUAAUAAUAAUUAAGUCAAUGGUUCGGAUUAAAUCUGUACAUUUGUGCCAUACUGUGUUAAUAUCAGGUGGUUGAGGUUGAUAAUAAUCUGCCCUGUAAAAUGUAUGCUGUUUCCUUCUAUGCUACUCAUGACAAAAAGUGAAAUCACCAGCAGCAUGGCCACAACAACUUGUUAGGGGACCCAAUCUGCAAGCCAUAUAACAACUAGUCACAUACAUAUACUGCAGAUAUACCCAUUAUAUUCUCUUUAAAGAACCUGUACAAACAUAAAUCCAAGCUAAUUUGUAGAGCACAAUAUUUCCUGUGUGAAAAACAUAACAUUUAUUAAUCUUUAUUGCAGCACAAAGAACUAACAUUGGUCCAGACAGAACAACCACAUCGGUACUAAGGCAGGAAUGUACUAGUGCAAUGAGCACAUAUUUUCCUACAUGAUAUUGACCCACUCUGACAUUAUGUUUACUCAUUUUACUUUGUGUGCAUUGAAUUGUGUAUUUUUUGACAAGGAAUAAUAAUAAUGCAAUGUGUUUGUGUGUGUGUGUGUGUUGAACUCAAGAUAUUUUCGUGUGUGUGUGUGUGUGUGCGUGUCGUGAUGUUGACGUUUUGGUCUGUGCACAAUAACAUUGAUGAUGAUGAUUUAUUCUUAUGUUUUCUCUAAAACAUUUACCACCUGUGAGACUGUCCUAUUUAUGCUUUAUGUAAAGUUCUUCAAAAUAAACAUGUGUUUUUACUAAA